UUAAGCGUUUAAUGAAACAGAAAGGUGUUCGUUUUCUAUUUCCAUCGUGAAAUCAAACACGCGCCUUCAGAGGUUAAACCCUUACCCGCCACGUAACUGUCUCCGGAGAACAAUCGCUAUAGCAACCGCUACCUCUCUCAAUCGCCUACGGCGGUCGCUUCAACUUUGAAAUUAAUUCCGAUCAGCCCAUCACCGCCAUCACCGCCGUUUCUCUCUCGUACGAUGGAACUUACAACCGCCUGAUUCCGUGACAGACUGAUCGUCCAUGACGAGCACACUGCGGAGAAUCAUAGAUUGUUUCAGUGACUGUAGUGGCUGUAAAACAUGUAAAGGAAAUGCAAGGCAAGAUAUGUUGAACAUGAAUCAGGAUACAAAUUGUACCCCAAUGCUGACUCAGGGAGUCCGACUGCAUAUUCAAGACCGUUAUGUUGUGAUGGAUAAUGGCAUAGUUCAAGUCUCACUAUCAAAACCAGGGGGUAUUGUUACGGGAAUACGGUAUAAUGGGAUUGACAAUUUGCUUGAAGUUCGAAACAAGGAAACUAAUAGAGGGUACUGGGACCUGCACUGGAAUGAAAUAGGAGGCAAGGGAAUAUUUGAUGUGAUCCAAGGAACAAGUUUUAGAGUUAUAGUGGAAAAUGAGGAACAAGUUGAGAUCUCAUUCACAAGAACUUGGAAUCACUCCCUGGAGGGAAAGUACAUUCCCCUAAAUAUUGAUAAAAGGUUUAUAAUGCUUCGUGGUUCAUCUGGCUUUUACUCCUAUGCCAUCUAUGAGCAUUUCAGGGAAUGGCCUGGUUUUGAGCUUGGAGAAACCAGAAUUACUUUCAAGCUCAGAAAAGACAAGUUUCAAUACAUGGCUGUAGCAGAUAACAGGCAAAGAUACAUGCCCUUCCCUGAUGACCGAUCAAAUGGACGAGGCAUACCUUUGGCUUAUCCAGAAGCAGUCCUACUUGUCAAUCCCCUAGAUCAGAGGCUAACAGGAGAGGUGGAUGACAAGUACCAGUAUUCAUGUGAGAAUAAAGAUCUUCGGGUUCAUGGUUGGAUCUGCUUUGAUCCACCUGUUGGGUUCUGGCAAAUCACACCAAGUGACGAGUUUAGAUCUGGUGGACCUCUUAAACAGAACCUAAGCUCACAUGUAGGACCCACCACUCUGGCUAUGUUUCUUAGUUCACAUUAUGCUGGGAAAUAUAUGGUUCCACAAUUUGAAGCUGGGGAGCCAUGGAAGAAAGUUUUUGGCCCUAUUUUUAUGUAUUUUAAUUCCGCAGCCUAUGGAAAUGACCCACUUUUGCUGUGGGAGGAUGCUAAGAUCAAGAUGAUGGUUGAAGUUCAAAGCUGGCCAUACAGUUUCCCUGCUUCGGAGGAUUUCCCAAAGUCUGAACAACGGGGUAAUGCUAAUGGCAGAAUAUUAAUCCAAGACAGGUAUAUCAGCAAUGACUGCGUAAUAGCUAGUGGUGCAUAUGUUGGCUUGGCUCCUCCAGGAGACGCAGGAUCAUGGCAAAUGGAAAGCAAGAACUAUCAAUUCUGGACCCAAGCAAAUGAGAAUGGCUUUUUCUCUAUUAGAAAUAUACGCCCUGGUGACUAUAAUCUGUAUGCAUGGGUCCCUGGGUUUAUUGGAGAUUACCGACACGAAGCUGUCAUUACCAUAAUUUCAGGUUGUAACAUUGAAAUGGGUGAUGUGAUAUAUGAACCUCCAAGAGAUGGACCAACAUUGUGGGAAAUAGGCAUCCCUGAUCGGUCAGCUGCGGAGUUCUAUGUUCCUGAUCCUGAUCCGAAGUAUAUCAAUAGGCUUUUUGUCAACCAUACUGACAGGUUUAGGCAGUACGGGUUGUGGGAGAGAUAUACAGAACUAUAUCCUGAAGGAGACUUGGUUUACAAAAUUGGUGUUAGUGACUACAGGAAAGAUUGGUUCUUUGCACAGGUGGUCAGGAAGAUAGGCGAUAAUGCAUAUCAAGGAACUACAUGGAAAAUCAAGUUUGAACUUGAUAAUGUUGAUUGGAAUGGUAUCUACAAAUUGCGAGUGGCACUUGCAUCAGCUACUCUAGCUGAAUUGCAGGUUCGGGUUAAUGACCCAAAUUCAAAUCGGCCUCUGUUUACAACUGGACUGAUAGGGAGGGACAAUGCAAUAGCGAGACACGGGAUUCAUGGAAUCUACAAGCUGUACAAUGUGGACAUACCUGGUACUCGAUUUGUUAAAGGGGAAAAUACCAUCUUCUUGAAACAACCAAGAUGCAACAGUCCUUUCCAAGGAUUCAUGUAUGACUACGUCCGUUUAGAAGGUCCCCCAACUCCAUGUUAAUUCAGGAUUCUGUUCAUCACUUUUCUAUAUAUUCAUCGUUACCAUUCAUAUAUGUAGGAUCCGUAUAAUGUUAUAUUUGUGAAUGAUGAUUAGUGAUGUAUCGAAAAGGAAUAAACUACAAAUUGAUGGAAGAGAGCCAGAUUUGUCCGUAGCUAAAAUAUUUUAUACAUAUAUGUAAUGUACUUGUUUUAUGUAAAAGAAUAGUUCCUUUUAUCAGAAAAUAAGCAGGUGCUGAUGUUUCUGGCAA
Gossypium raimondii (Peruvian cotton) is the source of this 2540-nucleotide messenger RNA. Its product is annotated as probable rhamnogalacturonate lyase B. The record is from RefSeq and is a predicted model, not a curated record. Lineage: Eukaryota; Viridiplantae; Streptophyta; Magnoliopsida; Malvales; Malvaceae. Gene Ontology annotation, molecular function: catalytic activity; carbohydrate binding. Gene Ontology annotation, biological process: carbohydrate metabolic process. Bases 266 to 2293 code for a protein of 675 amino acids. The transcript is spliced from 16 exons.